Molecule: messenger RNA, 1302 nt
Organism: Argiope bruennichi
Lineage: Eukaryota; Metazoa; Arthropoda; Arachnida; Araneae; Araneidae
Exons: 3
Coding region: 1-1302 (433 amino acids)
Molecular function (GO): nucleic acid binding
Source: RefSeq, a predicted model, not a curated record
AUGCCUUUCAUUGAGAAACAACUGCAAAUCGCUAUCAACAAACUUUUAUCUUGGUGCGAUGAAAAUGGACACGCACUUUCUCCCGAGAAAAGUUGUUGUGUUCAUUUCUGUAGAAAGCGAAGUCUUCACCCAGAUCCUGUGGUCUAUAUCCGUAAUACUGCCAUUCCGGUUGUUGCAGAGAUGCGCUUUUUAGGAAUUAUUUUUGACAGAAAACUCACCUUCCUUCAACAUAUACUUCAUUUAAGGAAGGUAUGUGAGAAAAAACUCAAUAUUCUAAAAGUUCUAUCGAAUACAGCUUGGGGAGCGGAUCGACUUUCGUUACUUCGCAUUUAUCAAGCAUUGAUACUCUCGCGCAUUGAUUAUGGCUGCGAAGUAUACGGUUCUGCUCGAUCCAACAUUUUGCGAAGACUCGAUCCAUUGCACCACUCUGCUUUACGGAUCUGCACUGGAGCCUUCAGGACUUCACCAGUUCAGAGUUUGUACGUGAUUUCCCAUCAGAUACCUUUGCAUUUAAGGCGAAGAAAGCUAGCAGUUCGAUACUUCUUCCGCAUGCUUUCUCUUCCCAAACACCCAGUCCAGAAUUUGACGGUGCCUAUUAGUCUUCAUAGACUUUACAAUGCCCGUCCUUAUAAUAUUCUGCCUUUUCAUGAAAGAAUAAGGGUUGAUAUUCAGGAUUUGGGCCUUGGAAAUGUCGAGGUUCAUCCAGUUAACUUUUUAUCUUUCCCCCCUUGGGAUUAUCCAAUUUUUUCAUAUUUUAACCCUUUUUUGAAUUUUAAUAAAGCUACUACAUCUUCUGUAGUUUUCCAGCAGUUAUUUAAUUUUCAUCUUCAUCAACUUUCAACUUACAUACCGAUAUACACUGAUGGAUCAAAAUCCUCUCAAUCUGUCGGGUGUGGUAUUGUCUUUCCGGAGGUUACAUAUAGUUACCGUCUGCAUGAUUCGUGUUCUGUUUUGACUGCUGAACUAUCUGCAAUUUUGCAUCCUAUUGCAAUUGAUAUUCUUUGCUGUUUGAGAGAUCUUCAGACUAAGGGGUAUGACAUCCAGUUCAGAUGGAUUCCUAGUCAUGUUGGCAUAACCGGCAAUGAAGCGGCUGACAUUGCAGCCAAGGAGGCUAAGCAUAUUCUUCAGCGCUCUUGCCCACAUAUUGACCUUAUUAAUAUGUAUAGUGGUUAUAUUCUUUCAAUUUGGCAAGAAUCUUGGAAUCGUGAAACUGAAAACAAACUGCACUUUAUCAAGCCGACAAUUGGAGUGUGGCCUGCUGCUUCGGUUCGAUGGGCUGAUGUUGGGUCUCUGGUUUGUUGA